Molecule: messenger RNA, 1734 nt
Organism: Capronia coronata CBS 617.96
Lineage: Eukaryota; Fungi; Ascomycota; Eurotiomycetes; Chaetothyriales; Herpotrichiellaceae
Product: MFS transporter, SP family, major inositol transporter
Exons: 1
Coding region: 1-1734 (577 amino acids)
Biological process (GO): transmembrane transport
Cellular component (GO): membrane
Molecular function (GO): myo-inositol:proton symporter activity
Source: RefSeq, a predicted model, not a curated record
AUGGAUUUGAACGAGAAGUUCGACGGCAGCGAUGCCCAUAUCGAGCAUGAAAAUGAUCGGAAGCUCUCGAUGGCUUCGCGGCGGCGCCUCAGCGAGGCCCAAGCCAUCAGGCUGGCGGAGAACGACAUGGCGAUCGUGGACGAGGAGAUCGCCGAGUUUGAGGCCGAGCUCGAAGCCCAUCCCAUCAAGAGCACAUUCCUCAACCCGCAGCUCUCGUUCAACGAUCCCCGCCACUUCACGUGGCUGUUGGUCGGCUUCGCCUCGAUGGGCGGCAUGUUGUCGGGGCUGGACCAGAGCGUCAUCUCCGGCGCGCUGCUGUACAUGCCGGACGACUUGCAUCUGAGCACGUCCCAGGUCAGCCUGACCAGCUCGGCCGUGCCUCUCGGCGCGAUUGGCGGCGCACUGCUCCUCGGCCCGACCAACGAACUGGUCGGGCGCAAAAUGGCCAUCAUCAUCUCCCUUGUCCUCUAUACCAUCGGCGGUGCUCUCGAAGCGGGAAGCAUCAACUUCGGCAUGAUCGUCGCGGCCAGAGUCAUCCUCGGCAUGGGUCUCGGUCUCGAGGGCGGCACCGUCCCCGUCUACGUCGCCGAGUCGGUCGAGAAGAAAUACCGCGGCAACCUGGUCAGCUUGUACCAGCUCAUGAUCGCUUUCGGAGAAGUCAUUGGCUAUGUCGUGGCCGCGAUCUUUGUCAACGUCUCCUCCGGGUCGUGGCGGUACAUGCUGGGCUCGUCGCUGGUCUUCAGCACCAUCAUGCUGGUCGGCAUGAUCUUCAUGCCCGAGAGCCCGAGAAUGCUGAUGCACAAGGGCAAGACUCUCGAGGCCUUUGCCGUCUGGAAACGCAUCCGGGGCGUGCACCUCGCCGACAACCGCAAGGAAUUCUUCAUUAUGCACCACGCUCUCGACGCCGAAGUCAAUGUCCGGGAGGGCGCCACGAAACGUCGCAGAUUCGUCUGGCUCGACUUCUUUACCAACCCUCGAGCUCGAAGAUCGCUUGUUUAUGCGAAUAUCAUGAUCAGUUUAGGGCAGCUUAGUGGCAUCAACGCGAUCAUGUAUUUCAUGUCGACGUUGAUGUCGCAGAUCGGGUUCAACAGGGAAGAUUCCGUCUUUAUGUCCCUGGUAGGGGGUGGAGCUCUCCUCCUGGGGACCAUUCCGGGAGUGUUGUACAUGGAGAAGUUUGGCCGGCGCUUCUGGGCGAACGCCAUGCUUCCGUGCUUGUUCCUAGGCCUCGUCUUGAUCGGGGUCUCGUACCAAUUGAACUCGUUCGUGGCGACCGAAGGGCUCUAUCUCACCGGCAUCAUCUUAUACAACGGAUUUUUCGGUUCCUACGCCUGCCUAACCUGGGUUCUGCCCAGUGAGGUAUUCCCUACCUACCUACGAUCAUACGGCAUGGAGUCGACAGACGUGAACUUGUUCUUCUGCAGUUGGCUGGUCACCUACUUCUUCUCGGACAUGCAGAGAGCCAUGACGAAGACCGGUCUGACAUUGGGUUUUUACGGCGGCAUUGCCGUGCUCGGCUGGAUCUAUCAGCUCCUGUUCAUGCCGGAAACCAAGAACAAGACUCUGGAGGAAAUCGAUCUCAUCUUCAGCCAGCCGACAAGCGAGCUCGUGAAGCAGAACCUGAAGAACACCACUGAGAUGUUGAGUGAUUUGGUUCAUUUCAGGUUUAGAAAGAUCUUUACACCUGUGGAGGAGAGUCACGAAGUCGAGAACCAGGUCAAGGAUGUCAAGGUAUAG